Coregonus sp. 'balchen' is the source of this 6959-nucleotide messenger RNA. NCBI's taxonomy places the organism in Eukaryota, Metazoa, Chordata, Actinopteri, Salmoniformes, Salmonidae. The record is from the annotation of a GenBank genome assembly.
GAGGAUGUUCUGACCCGCUCUCUCUCCCCCUCUCUCUUUAUGCAGUGAGCAGACCCCCGGUGUAGUGACAGAAGAUGCUUCCUGUGCUGAUCUGUGCCCUGGUCUCUCUGAGCUUGGCCGACAACUUUGACACAGCAUACCCUGAACUGGAGCACUACAGAACCAUCUAUGUACAAGGUAGACACCAGUGUGUGUGUGUGUGUGUAUGACAUCCAUCUGCAUUGAUAGUCUAACACCUCUAAUUGAAAGUCGCCCUGGUUAAGAGUGUCUGCUAAAUUACCGAAAUGUAAAUGUACCUGUCUCUGUGUUUUGUUUAUGACACACACUCCUGGAAUGUCUCCUGUAGUUUCAUAGUAUCAUCUUAUCUCUCUGUGUGUGUGUAUGUGUGUGUGUGUGUGUGUGUGUGUGUGUGUGUGUGUGUGUGUGUGUGUGUGUGUGUGUGUGUGUGUGUGUGUGUGUGUGAGCGUGUGUGUUUGUUUGCGCACGCCUGUGUGUGUGUAUCCUCACGCACUGCAACUGUUGAAUGAGAGAGAUAGGGCAGCUAUGUGGGGUCUUGUUUUCUCUGUGUGAUAACCUAUCUGCUAUCUCUUUUUAUUUGGGCUGUAGAGUCAGAUUGCAGGUCAGAUAUGUCACUGUUGGUGUCAUGUUUAGAAAGCAGGUGCAGUGAAUGUGUAUUGGCUACUGCACUCUUUCUGCAGUGACAAUAUAAAGGAGGUUUUACCACAUACAGUACUAUGGUAGAGUGUGGUACCAGCAGUAGCAUGUGUAGCGCAGCUCUCCAACUAAAACAGUAUACUGUACUGUGUGUGUGGUAAGCAGUUCUGUUGAACUAUUGUGUAGAAAUUAGCUUCAGCAUCGAUCGUAGUUUCAGGAGGCAGAUUCACUGACUUGGCUGGAGAGAGGAAGCGCUAACUCACUCCUAUAGUCAGUAUAGGACUCCUAUAGGAUCAAUCAGUCAGUCAGUGUAGCAUGGGUCCCUAUGGUCCUAACAGGGAUAUACAGAUGUAGGAUCUUAAUUUGAUCACUGUUUUAUUGCUGAGAGUUUUCCUGCACAGCAGGAAAUGUAAACUUGUAGUGUAUUCAAGGUUUUAAAAGGUUUCUAAAGUUUGUAAUUUCCAUUUGAAAAUGUCAGACUUGAUUUGCCCUAACGAAAAAUGUAUAAUUCCCUACUAUUUUCAUGAAUUAUAAUCCACAUUUCUUGUUGCUGCAGGAUUAUUUUCCUUCUGUAGCAAACUGGCAAAAAUUUAACGACAUUUCUAAAAAUCUUCAGCACCACUCCAACAUCAACAUUUGUGAAAAUUUGCGCUUUCUAGGUUUUGUAGUAAAAAAGAUAGAGGAAGAUAAGUUUCCAAUGACAUCAUCGGUGUGCAUCGUGUGAUUUUAACCAAUUAUGAGUAGGCAUUGCCUACUAAUUGCCUACUAAAUGUCUACUAAUUGGUUGAUGAUGUCAUUGGAAACACUUAUCUUCCUCUAUCUUUUUUACUAUAAAUCAUAGAAACGCGCCAUUUUCACAUAUGUUGAUGUUUGGGUGGUGCUGGAGGUGAUGAAUAUGAAGCAAUUAUUUCUUUUUUUCUUCUUUAAGAUCCUAGUGGAACUGAUAAACACAAUUCAUAACUUGUGUGUAACCAUGGUAGGGUAGACAAUUCCCAGAGUGCAGUCAGAGGAUUGGGGGUUGGAGCAAGGGGUUGGGGGGGGGGGACAUCUGAGGAUCAUACUACAGAGGAUGGUCACAGCAUUGACUGAGGACGCUCCAUUGUGUGCAUUACAUAGUGCCUCCUGACAUAUUAUACUUAUCAAUUCGCUCCACACCAGGAAGAGAGGAUUACAUCAACAUCAAACACAAGAUGAGGUAGUGAUGGAAUGCACAGUCAAGCUGUAUUAGAGAAAACCCUGUAACCAGAUUCUGUUUAAGGGGGUGGGGGUGUUUGGAGCAACAAGGUCUCACAGUCUCAAUGCAGAUUUAGACGUUCAUCUACGUUCUCCAAACGUCAAAUUUCAAAGUGUUUUUGUCGCUCCUGCUGCUCUGUAUCGUUCUAUUUCUCCAAACGUCAAAUUUCAAAGUUAAGGGUUAAGUUUAGGCACUCAUUCCAAAUGGGUCAAGUAAGGGUUAAGGUUUGGGAUAGGGUUCAAACAAAAAAUGUAAAACUAGUGUCCACGACUGGGAUCAACCUUCUGAGCCAGAAAUCAUGGGAUUACGCCCAGUGGUGGAAAAAGUACCUAACUGUCAUACUUGUGUAAAAGUAAAGAUACCUUAAUAGAAAAUGACUCAAGUAAAAGUGAAAGUCACCCAGUAAAAUACUACUUGAGUAAAAGUCUAAAACUAUUUGGUUUUAAAUAUACUUAAGUAUCAAAAGUAAAUGUAAUUGCUAAAAAAUACUUAAGUAUCAAAAGUAAAAGUAUGAAUCAUUUCAAAUUCCUUAAAUUAAGCAAACCAGACGGCACAAUUGUCUUGGGGCACACUCCAACACUCAGAUAUAAUUUACAAAUGAAACAUUUGUGUUUAGUGAGUCCGCCAGAUCAGAGGCAGUAGGGAUGACUAUUUUCUGUCCCGCUAAGCAUACAUUUUUUUACUAGUACUUUUGGGUGUCAGGGAAAAUGUACGGAGUAAAAAGUACAUUAUUUUCUUUAGGAAUGUAGUGAACUAAAAGUAAAAGUUGUCAAAAAUAUAAAUAGUAAAGUAAAGUACAGAUACCCCAAAAAACUACUUAAGUAGUACUUUAAAGUAUUUUUACACCACUGAUUACGCCUAUCCACCACCCCCAUCCACAACGCCCUAGGAAAACCCAAGUCUACUUGAUGGUACUAGUGCUCACUGUUUCCCCUGGUGGCCGGUUUUGAAGGUAUUUCCCGACAUCUUCAGGACAUGGAUAAACGUCCAAUUUCGACGUUAAUCUUGAACGAUCUCCCUGGUUUGGAGUGAUUUUUAUACAUGGUUUUGGAAACAGAUUUGUUUGCGUGUGGAUGUAAAUGUGUUUGAAGUGUAAAUACAUGUUAAUGAGUCCCUUAGCAGAAUGUUAUUAUGUGUGGUUGACUGGCAGUAGUUCAUAUUAUUAUUAUAUCUAUAAGCAUCAUUAUAACUACAUCAUUAUCUCAUAGACAGAUUUCUGGAACCUGAUGUUUGACUACAGGGGUUCUCCUAAUACACUGGUCACUUACAUCAGCAUUACACAACAUGCUACAAAAAUACAAUGCAGAACUAUAUUGUUUAAAUCAAAAUUACACCAACAUGGUGUAUGUGACAGGGAUGAACAACCUAGCUUUUGUGCUUCACUUGGGAUAAAAAGAGAUGGGAACUAUUUAGCUAUUGAGCAAGCCUCUGCUUCCAUGCCUAGAUCUUGCUAGUCAAUUUCAUAUGGCAUAAUGUGAUAACAAACAGGUUAAAUACCAUUCAGAGAAAAUAAACCAGCCCGUUUGUUGAUAAGAUACAGAGAACCAAACAAUGGGUUAGUGUUGUUGUUGAAGUUAGGAAUAGAGAGUGAGAGAGAUACUGUAUGAGAGAGAAAUAAAUACUAAUGGUUUAACCCAUUCCUUUAUUACAGAGAAUGGCCCUCAGCUCUCUGUGGUGACGGAGCAGUCCAAGGUGGUGUCGAGGCGGGGAGGUAAUGCCACCCUGCCCUGUAAGUUCCACAGGGAUGUGUCACUGCCAGCCAACCCCAAACUGAGGAUCAAAUGGACCAAGCUGACAUCAGACUACCUCAAAGAGGUGGGUUUCCACUCGAAUCAAUGUCAUAAAACUGUAAUCAAAACCCCUUUUCUAUAUAAUGCACUACUUUUGAUCAGAGUCAGAUACUGUACAGGUCUGGUCAACAAUAGUGCACUAUGUGGAAUAGCCUAUGUUAUAAAAGAGACUAGGACAGGGGUAGGCAACUAGAUUCAGCCGCAGGCUGAUUUUUGUCGGUUGAUGGUCGGGGGGCCGGAACAUAAUUAUAAUCAUUUGUUCACUGCAAAUUGACCACAACUAAGCCCAAAAAGAGAUUGUAUUUGAAAAUAACAAUCAUUUCAUACCUUGAUUACAUUGAGACACAAACUAUUUUUUUUAUUCGUGGGUGUACUUGUGAACAGAUUUCCUGAAUUAAACACAUUUUUGCUGAAUUCCUGGUGAUUUUAAUGUUUUCUUUGCCCAGAAAAUGUAAUUCCCCCCAAAAUAUAUAUACUGUACAUCUUCAGCACCACUCCAACAUCAACAUAUGUGAAAAUUGAGCUUUUCUAUGUUUUGUAGUAAAAAAGACAGAUGAAGAUAAGUUUCCAAUGACAUCAUCGGUGUGUAUCGUGUGAUUUUAACCAAUUAUGAGUAAGCAUUGCCUACUAAUUGAAUACUAAAUGUCUACUAAUUGGUUGAUGAUGUCAUUGGAGACACUUAUCUUCCUCUAUCUUUUUUACUAUAAAUCAUAGAAACGUUGUUUUUUUACUAAAACUUUGUGGGGCCAAAGUAUCAAUAGGAGUGUCAUUCCACCAAUUCGGUACAUUUUGGGAAGUGUAACUUGGCCCCAAAAAAAGAUUUCACCAAAUGUUUACAUUCUAUCAUAAAGAGCACAAAUGUUCAACUUCAUAAAACACUUCAUUUUUCCAUCUCAAGAGGUUAAAUAAAAAACAUUACUAUAGUAAGUACCUAUUAAGUGCCAAAUAAAGUAACAGGGUUGACCGUAGCAGGUUGACUGUAACAGGGUUGACGAUUUCAUUUUAAAUCAGCCGUAAAUCCCCAUGUGACAGGGGGAAUGGAAGCUUGUUGUGUGCAAAAGGAAGGGGCAAUUGAAUGGAAGCUUCACAAAAAAAAAAAAAUAUAUAUAUAUAUAUAUAUAUAUAUAUAUAUAUUUAAACAUUUCUAGCCUGUCUAUCUAUGGGUAACAGGGUUGAAGUGUUAUGCUUGGUCCACACAAUUUUCCACAACACAACACCAGAAAAUGGCCAAAAAGAGUAGAACCAGCUCACCUACUUUUACACUAUGAUUUGACUAUUAGAUGUUCAAUAUUAAUUUUGAACAAAAAUAUUUAAAAAGGAAUAUUUUUACCAUAUUAAAAUGACAGUUCAGUUCACGUAACAGGGUUGACCUUAAAAUGAGGGACAGACGUAAAUGUAGACUAAUCACAUUAAAUAAUAAUCUUCUAAAUGGACUUGUCAAAGCGACAAAAUAACUAGGGCUUUACAAUUAUGGUGAAAACUUGGAGAAAUGUUAAAGUUAAGUGGGUUAAAAUCUUUCUAGAAGUCACACAGGGUGCAAGGAGGGAUGUCAAAAUGCUGAAUUAUUCAUAUUGAAAAUCUGAUUUAUUGAAUUCCCCAUGUGGUCUAUAUUAAGAGGGACUUCAUUUAAUGUAACAUGCUUUUACAAUUCAAUAUUGGUGCACAAUUUCUACUUAAAAUAUCAAAGAGAUGCAAAAGGCACUCAUUUCGUGGAAUGACCCAGGAUCUAACUGAUGCCGUCACUUACAAAUCCUUCUUCUUCUUGUUCCAGGUGGAUGUCUUUGUUGCCAUGGGUUUCCACAAGCGGAGCUAUGGACAUUUCCAUGGACGUGUCUACCUACUGGACUCGGCCCCCGCGGAUGCGUCGUUGGUCAUCACAGAACUCACACUGGAGGAUUAUGGGAGAUAUAAGUGUGAGGUCAUCGACGGGUUGGAAGAUGGAACGGGCCGUGGUGUCUCUGGACCUGCAAGGUAACACACACAUUUCAACACACACAAACACACAAUUUCACAGUGUGUCCUCACUGCAGUCUGACUACACAACAGCUAGUAUUCAAUAUGGACUCUGUUUGACAAAAGUUUUUGAGAGAACCGUCCUUUGGUAAAGUCUAUUUACUGUGUAAACUCCGUAGCAGCCUGUCCUUGUCUAAAUGGCCCAUGGUUCUGGCUAUAUAUAGCACCGCUAGCUGAGACUACCCAGGAGGACUUUCAGGGGCACACACACACACACACAGUCAGGCCGGAGUAAUGCAGUUCAUCAUUUAGGUUUCCAUUCCUGGCACUCCUCCAAGGAACAGGGUAUAACUCCAUGCAUCACCCAGCUAGACCUGCUCCAUUAAAUAUGAGAAUGAUCAACUAUUACUGCCAUCAUCAGAGCUACAGCACAUAACAAUGGAAUAAAAAUUGUAGGAUUUGAUCAAAUGCUAUAAGCUAAUGGGGUUUAGCUAUUAUUAUAUACAGUAUAUAUAUUUUUUACAACUUAUGUUUUGUUUUCCACCUGUUUAAGAUUAAGUGAGUAUAUAAAACCCAAAGCAAAUGGAUGUUUUAUGAAUUGCUGUUAAGGUGUUGACUCUCUCCUCUCUCUCUCUCUCCCCCACUCUCCCAGGUAUCGUCUACCCAUACUUCCCUCGGCUGGGUCGUUACAACCUGAACUUCUUUGAUGCUGAGCGGGCGUGUCGCGAGCAGGACUCCAUCGUGGCGUCAUUUGACCAGCUGUAUGAGGCAUGGCGUGGGGGUUUGGACUGGUGCAACGCGGGGUGGCUGAGUGAUGGAUCUGUCCAGUAUCCCAUCACCACCCCCAGGGAACCCUGUGGGGGCAAGAACACUGUCCCCGGGGUACGCAACUACGGCCUCAGAGACAAGGAGAAGAACAGAUACGACGUGUUCUGUUUCACCUCCAACUACAAAGGUGAGAGUAUGUGUGGGGGUGUGUGUGUGUGUGUUUGCGUGUGUGUGUACAUGUGUAUCUAACCCGCUCCCUCCCUCUCUUAGGGCGGUUCUACUACCUGAUCCACCCCUCCAAGCUGACAUAUGACGAGGCUGUGCGUGCGUGUCAGAAGGACGGAGCUCAGAUCGCCAAGGUGGGCCAGAUGUAUGCUGCCUGGAAGCUAUUGGGCUACGACCGCUGUGACGCCGGCUGGUUGGCUGACGGGAGCGUCCGUUACCCCAUCACCCGCCCCCGUAGGCGAUGCAGCCCAACGGAAGCUGCCGUGAGGUUCAACGGCUACCCUGACAAGAAACACAAGCUGUACGGAGUCUACUGCUUCAAGGGCCACAACUGA